AUGGCCCAGGAAGGGAUGGCCCAGGGCACGCGAAAAAAAGUGACGCAUAGCACGAUCCUCGCCUUGCCGAAUACGGCGUGGGGGGUCGUCGUUGGUCUCGGCGGCAACGCCAUUUUGUGGAAAGGUAUCGCGACGCACGGUUUCACGCGCCACGUUCUCGGGCGAGGCGUUCAAUGGCUAUUUUUUAGCGUGGGCGGCGUUCUGUGCUAUGCAUAAAUCAAAUUCUUGCGGCGCGUUUCCUGCUGAAUCAUGGCCUCCACGCCAGGCGUGGCGGUGUGGGUCCUACACCACUCGAUUCAGUCAUCAAGGUCGCGUUGUCGCCGAGAAAGGACUUCGUGAAGAAUUUUUCCGGCACCCGACUCACUGUUUGAUUGCGCACAGGUUCUGUGGAUUACCCUCGCACUCCUCACCCUGGCGAAAUUCGUUACCAACUUUGUGUUCGUCGUCCGCGAGUGGCGGGAUCCAGUCCGCGUUUAUUUCUUCAAUAUGAUGAACGUGUCGCUGUUCAUGUACGCAAUAGCCGUGCCGGCGGCGCUCGAAGACGACUGGCGCGCCGCGCGGACAGCCGCCUUUUGUAUAGCUAGCGUCAUGCAGAUCGGCUUCAACCUCGAGGUGUAUCGCCGGUGGCUGUUCUGCAAGGGCGCGUCGUUGGCCAGCGCCGAGCCGCAGUACAUGUUGUCGACGGUUGGUUGGGCCCUCGGUUGUUUGCUAGCGCAGGACUUGGACCUCGACCGGAGAUGGCGCAUCGGCGUAGCCGAGCUCAUGAUUGGGUGCGCCGUUUGUUUUGUGUGGAAAUCAACCAGUGAGCCUCCACGCCACCGAGCCGACGCGGUCACGGGGACAAAGUCGCGUCGAUGGCGUGGCCUCCACGCCAUCGAGCAGACGCAGCUACGGAGACAGCGUCGCGUCGAUGGCGUGGGGCGCCCGAAAUUUGAGAUCCCACAGGUCGUGUUUUAUUCGUUUGCUGCCAUAUCGGUGAUCCAGGGCCUGGCCGAAAAACCCCAUCUCAAAGGCGAGCCGGUGUUAUUCCUACUCAUCGCGCCGCCGUCCGUAGCGGCCACGUGCUUCGCCAAUUUUCAUGGCGGGCGGUUCAGAGGGGUCCCCGUGAGCGUGCUCGGAUACGCGCUGGUGAUGCUCUCGGUGUUGCUCCUCAGCGGUCCGAAGCUCGCUGGCGAGCCAAAACUCCUGGGAAGCUACUGGGCUUAUGUGUUCCCCGUCGCCGCGCUCGGAUCUGCUUGUAUUAACUACGCCGCCUACGAGAACUCGCCCGAGGCGAAGGCCGUGGCGUGGGUCGUGUUCAUUAUAGCCGAGACCUUGCUUAUUCUCGUCUUCGUACGCACUAUGUACCACUGGGCGCAGGUCGCGCGGGGCCGGGCGCUUUGGCGCGACCCGCUCGCGCCGGCAUCCGCCUGGGUCGACGAAAAAACGGGGGGGCGCGUCGGCCAUUGCGAAGGGGACGACGCAGCAAUUACUCCAGCAUAGUGGCAGUAAUGACUCCAGCAUAGGGCCGGGA
Molecule: messenger RNA, 1513 nt
Organism: Pelagomonas calceolata
Lineage: Eukaryota; Pelagophyceae; Pelagomonadales; Pelagomonadaceae
Source: the annotation of a GenBank genome assembly